Paramuricea clavata is the source of this 14296-nucleotide messenger RNA. The record is from the annotation of a GenBank genome assembly. NCBI's taxonomy places the organism in Eukaryota, Metazoa, Cnidaria, Anthozoa, Malacalcyonacea, Plexauridae.
AUGGCGGUAAAUUUGAUCGAUAAAAACAGAUUGCGCGAAAUUAAAAAAGAUCUUCGCCUCUCUUCUGAGAAAUGUCUGGCCAGGGGACUUGUACACACUGCAAAAUGGUGAGUUCAUGUCAUAAUUUUAUUCUACCAGGAGGAGGUACACUAAGAAUUAUAGUGAUAUUUGAAUAAUUUGAUAAUUUUAUAAAUACUUGAUAGUCGAUUAGUUGCAUAGUUAAAUAUUAGACUAGUUCAUACUUGAUAGCGUAGCGCCUGUUUAGGUUGUAGCAUUUAAUAUUUUGUGCAGUUUCUGAUCUUCCAACUUACAAAGGGUUCUUGAGAAAGACCCCCAAGUCAAUUUUUUCCAAACCCCAUUUGCCCCCCACUCCCUAGGUAUAAAGUUGUCCCCAACCCCAAGGUUGGCAAAAAUGUGUGCGGAAGGAUUAUCUUCGGCGUGCCACAUGCAUGGCAAUCUUGGCAGUCUUGUACCCGCCCACUCAUUAGCCAGAAAGGUGUAUCCCCAUGAGAUGAACCUGUAUCCAUACCUGCUAAUUCCAUCAUAUUAAUGUUUUGAAGGGCUGCAGACUUGUCACUAAGCCUUGAUGUAACCCUGCCACCCGAGCCUCGCAAGUCAACUGAGAAUAUUGCACUACUGUCAGAAUACGACAGUUAUCUCUUGGGGAAAUCGUGUUUUGAUUCCAAAGAGUUUGAACGAGCAGCAUUUUAUUUGGAAGAAUGUCAGAGUCAUCAAUGUUACUUUCUCAAGAUUUACUCCAUGUAUCUGGUAAACACAGUUGCACUUCACACACAGUUGCUUCUGGUAAACACACAGUUGCUACGCCCUUGCAGGUGUAAAUAUGGAAAUUGAUCUGUUGUUCAAUUGUAUUUCUAGGCUGGCGAGAAGAAGAAAAAUGACCAGAAAACUGAUCUUCUUGGUUUGUCUGACUUCAUUAUUGAAACUUUUCUACAAUGUUUUAAAUAAGUUCGAUUUUUCACUACUGCCAUAUUAAUUUUAGGUCCUUUAGAAAAAACUUCAAUACAGAAUAAGAAUCUGCCAUUACUAAAGAUAGAGCUAUCUAAGAAACGAAAACACUUAGAUGGCUUUGGUCUUUAUAUGUGAGUAAUUUAUCAUUUUUUACACUUAACAGUUUUUUGGCAAAAACAGAAGUAUGAAAGAAAUAGUUUUUGAAUUGUAUGUACAAUCUUCAGGUUUGGUAUUGUCCUGAGAGAGCUUGGUUUGAAGCAAGAAGCAUUAGAAAUUCUUCUACAAUCUGUGGAAAAGGAACCGUUACUUUGGGCGACUUGGAUAGAAAUUGCAGCAUUGUGCAGCACGAAAGAAGAGGUUUGCUAGCCUACAUUCAACAAUGCUUGACAUGAAAAGUUGUUUAAUAUGAGUCUUUGGAUAAUUCCUAAAAUGACAAAUUUUGUGUGUACACUUCCAUUGUUCACCAAAUUGAAAUAAAAUUUUAGUUUGGUUCUGAAUUUAUCCAGCCCUGUCUGAAUUUUUGGACAUUGAAGGUAGCAACAUACGCAAGCUAGCUUCAAUUAUGACAACACUUGAAACUUAUAGUAUUUUUUCCAUUAUUUUUUCCAGGUUCAAAAUCUAGUGUUACCCAAACACUGGAUGAGAAUGUUCUUUGAUGCACAUGCAGCCAUUGGGCUACAACAGAAUGCUGAAGCUUUACAAAUGUACACUGAUUUUUUGAACAGUGGCUUUAAGAAAAGUUCCUACAUUUUGUCGCAGUUGGCUCUAGCACAAUACAACUUGAAAGGUAGUCGAAGAAUUGUUAAGUUUAUCUUAACCUUGAUUAUCACAGGUGGAAAACUUGACUAAGACCCAAAAUAUGAUCCUAUACAACACCUGAUAGAUUUGUCCAAAUAAUACGAGAAAGCUGCGAAUUCACAGGAAUUCAACUACCUGAAGAAGUAAAACUUCGACAAUCCACAUGAUAGCGAUUUUUCAAUCUUUCAAAAAAUACUUGAAAGCAGUGAGACUACGAACAUGGACCCACAAGUUCUAAUAAACUUUAAUGUGGGUUACAUCUGUAGGAAACAACAGUCAAUUUGAGAAAUAGCCACACUAUCAAGCCUUCCUAUAACGUAAUACCACAAGAUCCUGAGAUAGAUGUCGGGAUCCUACAAGAUUUCUUUUCUGGUUCUGUAGAUUUUGACCUUGCAGUUGAGCUGUAUGACGAAGUUAAUAAAGUUGAUCCGUAUAAUCUAGACAACAUGGAUACAUAUUCAAAUAUAUUAUAUGUCAAGGUAUGUUGAUAAUAAUUAAUUGUAUAUUGCAGUAUAUGAGGGAAUGCAUCCUAAGAGUCAUUUAGAGAGCUUCAGAUUUGACUACCACUACCUCUUACUGGCUUAGAACCCAUCUGAUUGGUUAAUCCAUUGAGUGGCAACACUCUCCACUUGACGAGUAAAAUCAUCUGGCGUUGGACAGAGUAAAAUACUAAAGUAGGGCGCAUCAGGGUGCAUUGCCACCACGGUUAAUAUUUUCCUCCUUCUAUUAACCGUGUUGCCACUUAAAGGGUUAAUGGUCCCUUAAUGGUAGUGGUGGCAAAAGUCAGAUCAGAACCUCUAUUUAGAGAUGAAAAGUUUCUGAUGGCUGAGCUAUAUAAAAAUGUAUAUUGAUGUUUAUAUAAAAUUGUCAAGGCUUGCUGUGUAAUUUUAUUAUUUGUAGGAAAUGAAACCAGAACUAAGUCAUCUGGCACACCAUUGUUUUGAAAUUGAUAAAUACCGAGUGGAGACAUGCUGCGUUGUUGGUAAAUAUAAAUUUUGGAAUGCCAAGUUCAGAUAGUGUCCUGAGUAAAGGCCCAACCUCCAAACCUUCCCUAACCUCACAAAGUUUACUGCAGUGCAGUGCAAUACAUUAUAAUUAUAUUUCAGCCAACUUCUACAGUUUACGACAAUGUCACGAGAAAGCCAUCUUAUAUUUUCAACGAGCUUUACGUCUUAACCCGCGAUAUUUGUCAGCCUGGACAUUAAUGGGACAUGAAUACAUGGAAAUGAAGAACACAUCGGCAGCUAUCGAGUCCUAUCGCCAAGCAAUCGGUAUGUGUUGUCAUUUUUCAACAGUAUCAUUUUCGUCAGUGCCUGUUUUCUAAGUUCAGUUCUUUGUUUCUCCAGAGGUCAGUCCGCGUGAUUAUCGUGCAUGGUAUGGACUGGGACAGACAUAUGAAAUACUGAAAAUGCCGCUGUACAGUUUAUACUACUUUUCUCAAGCUCAACGGUUAAAGUAAGUACUGAAUUAUGGGUAAAAUCAGAAUUGUCCUUUGUUGGAAACACGAUGUAUAAUUAUUAUUUGCAAAACUUGCGCACGAAAACGAGGCUCAAUAGCCAACUACUUUCCAGAAGGGGCUACUUACUCGAGUUCUGUAAUCAUGAAACUUUGAUAUUUCAUAUUGUUUAUAUUUGGGUAUCAUUUGAUAUUUUUCAGACCAAAUGAUUCCCGUACAGUUGUGGCUUUGGGAGAAUGUUAUCAGAAACUAAAUCGUGUUGAUGAAGCCAAGAAGGUAUUCACUUCAGCGCAGCCUGGGUUGACUUUCCUUAUAUAGAUAUUUUGUUCCCGUGUAGACAAUUCAUGCUCAGACUUGACCACCAUCAGGUAGCCCGCAGACGUUGUUAUUAGAGAGUUUGAGCAAGACAACGAAGUACGAAGACGAAGGCGUACUUAACAAUUUUUGCCGUCUGCACAUUAUCUUGCGCAUACUGAGUUGGACGUCAUUGGUGGUUGCUCAACGUGACUUCCCAUGUGUCGCUGUUUAUAAAUACUGACCAUAAUUCUUGCCCUGACCCAGAAAAAAACAGCGAGACAUGAAACUAUAUCCCGUCUUUGUCGUUCUGCCUUCGUUCGGAACGAAGUUCACAGCGAAUUUUGCCAAAAUAUUCGUUGUGAACGAAGGCAGAAGAACGAAGACGGGAUCUGGAUUCAUGUCUCGCUCUUUUGUCCUGAUUAGGGUAAGGAUUUGGGUCAUCAUUUAUAAACAGCUAGACAUGAAUCUCUAAUCUGUCUUUACUCCUGACCCUAAACUCAGAAUGCGCAAGGUAAUGUGCAAGACAGGCAAAAAUUGACAACCACGUCGUCGUCCGACUUCGUUCCCUUGCUCAAACUCUCUAUUCUUACGCCAAGCGACGAAAAACUUGUUGCUUGGCAUAAGAAUAACGUCUGCGAGCAGGUUAACCAUCAGGUACACGAUAGUGUUUAGUGAAACCAUGCUUAACGUCAAACUAUUUUUAGUGUUACAGACGAGCAAUUGCAGUUGGGGAUUUUGAUGGCCUUGCAGUUCUACGAUUAGCAAAGUAAGCUUUCUGCUGCAGCAAGUUUUUUCCUCUUGUUCAUGUUAACCAUCUUUUUCCAUUGUUCAGAUUACAUGAGAGACUUUUGGAAGAAGACGAGGCGGAAAAAUAUUACACCAGCUACAUCAAGAAAGUAGAGGUGGUUGGGGUACGUGUUUAGAGAUCGGUGUAGCUACAAAACUGCAUGUCGUGGUUUGUGUCUGAACUACCUGAAACACACUUCGUCUGUUUCGAUACUUGCAGGUAUUGUCCACGGAAGAUCUCCCUGGUGCUUAUACAUUUUUAACUCGUCAUUUCAUCAAGAAGAAACAAUAUGAUGAAGCAGGGAAAUAUGCUCAAAAAUGUUGCGAUUUUGCAGAGGUAAGAAGAACCAAUGACAAUGUACAGUUUUCCCACGGAUAUUAGCUUGGUUCAGAUUUUACUUCCACUACCUCUGCCUCUCACUAGCUCAGUACGCAUUUGGUUGGCUAAUUGGGUAGACAAAAUCUGAUUGGCUAAUUGGGUAGACAAAAUCUGAUUGGCUAAUUGGGUAGACAAAAUCUGAUUGGCUAAUUGGGUAGACAAAACGCAUUUGAUUGGUAAAUUGGGUAGACAAAAUCUGAUUGGUUAAUUGGGUAGACAAAACGCUUUUGAUUGGUUAAUUGGGUAGACAAAAUCUGAUUGGUUAAUCGGGUAGAUAAAACGCAUUUGAUUGGUUAAUCAGGUAGACAAAACGCAUCUGCUUGGUUAAUGGUCUCUUAAUGGUUUUAGUAUUUUCAUUAUCUGUUUGUAUGACAAGGACAUACCUGUAACAUAAUCAUUGAAAUUUCAUUGGCUGAAAAGCUCAUUAAUUAUUUACUAUUUUAUCAGUCUCGUGAAGAUGGGAAGACAAUGCUUCGUCAAAUAUCGGAGCUCCGAUCUCUCGCCGAGUGUACGUCGACGCCCAUGAAUCGUGUCCCGCCGGAAAGCUUGCAACAUCUUACUACAGAUAUGCAAAUAUCACCCAUGAAUUUGACGUUUUCACCAUAAGAUUGAGGUUUGUGAUUGAUAUUAUAUGACAUUAGAAGUAUACAUGCCGAGAAUUCUUUAUAUUAGACAAGCUGUUAUAAAUAAUCAAUUUAUAUAUUAACCCAUGUUUAAAUGCAAUUCUAAUCUUAAUGUUAACCCUAACAUCCACCUUAACCCCAUAAAAUAAUAAAACAUAAAACAUGACUAAAAUAAUAACGGGCAAUUACGGGAACCACUGAGUAUUUUGAUAAAAUACAAAACAAUAGAUACUCCGAAAAUUGAAAGCAUUUUGAAAAAUUGAAAGCAUUUUGAAUUUUUUUUUCAAAAUGCUUUUUGAAUUUUGAAUUGGCUUUUUGAAUUUUGAAUUUUUUUUUCAAAAUGCUUUUUGAAUUUUUCAAAAUGGCUCUUUUAAAAGCACUUUGCUGGGCAUUAAUAUUUAUUAUCAGAAUUCGUUUCCCGCCUGGUACUUCUCUGGUAACAUCUAUUGUUUUGUAUAAUAACGAGCGCUGUUGGAAUAGGUGAGAAAGACAUAGCGAAUAAAGCAACGAGGGUUUCAUUUAAAAUUCACACUCCUGAACGUUACUUUUACACACGGUUUUCCUCUUUGUUUGAGCUCGGAUGUUUUUGAUCUGACGAGGAUGAUUCGUUGUAAUUUCUAAGUUCUACACUUGUCUGGACUGUACUUAGACCUACAGUCUCAGAUUCAUGCGCCUUGUGAGAACCGUGAGUAAUGGACACCACUGUCUGUUCACUAUGACUUGUGUCCAUUCGCGAGGAGCGCUGUUCCUACAGAAAGUAAACCAUCCAAUGAGUUGUAUUGCAAUGCUUGGCAAAGGAAGACUAAACUAAACGCUAAACUAACUUCAUGCAUACUGGGUAUCAGUUUUAUACUGUUUCUCUGGACUCCAUAAGAAUCAUUCGUCGUGUUUUACUAUCAGUUCUGAACAAGGGAGCAAGAUGCAGUCUGCAAAGCAGGCUAUUCUAAACUGUUCUCUGUAGAGGUUCGGUAAGGAUCAUCCUUUAUCUAUAAAGUUUUAUAUUUGGUAGAGUUCAACUGGGAGUUCUCUAAUCUAAGUCGUAUGACUAUUUUCAUCACAGACAGUUUGAGAUUUUAAGUAUUUUAGCAAGGCAUGAGAAAGUCCGCUAGCAUGGCAGCAUGCUGCCAGGAAAUUUUUUUAAUCUCACAGGAAAUUUUUAAGGAAAAGCAAGAUAUCAAGAAUGAAGCUCGAGAAAUUUCAAAAAUCAGCAUCAAACAUCACAAUUAGAGCAUAAAUACAACAAUCAUAUCAUAAAAAUUUGUAUCAUGUGGCAGUGCUACCGCUAUAUUUUUCUUAAUAUUGAGGCAGUAUAUGACUUAUUAAGGUGGUAUAUACGAUGCUGUUGUUGAAUUACAAUCAAAAUUCAAAUUUAUAAAACAAAUUGACAGGAAAUUUUUGGUCUGGGAAGCCUGCUGCCAGGAAGAAAAAUAUUUUAUCAAUGCUUGGAUUUUAGUGCCACAGCUCGCCCAAUUAAUUAAUUUUAUUUUACUCACAGACGACUGAACUGGAUCACAGCAAACAUUCGUACAUGCCAAGAUUGAUGCGAUAAAUGACACCAUGAUCAUAAAAAUAUUCGCUGCAGUCAUUACGGCGAGCAGAACACGUGACACGUCGCCAUCCUCGCAACUUAUUCCAUCUAAAAUAUUCAGAUUGAAAUUAAAUUACAAGAAUAUUUUAAACAUAUGAGGGUCCAGUGUAAUAAAUCGAAUUAUCGGAAAAAAUAAAACUGCAACGCUUCGUGGGAAUGUGUGGUUCAUUCAAAUUUAUUACAGUAAGGUGGUUCAAUUUAAUCUUAUUUAUUUAUUUAUUUAUUUGGCAAACCUGCAAGAUACAGUUAUUUUCCAAACGUUUCCGACACUUACAUAAUUUCUUAAAACAGACGCACUCUCCUCUCGAAUUAUCCUCACAGGCGCCAGGUUCUUUAUACAUCUGCCAAAAUACUGAAGUCACUGCUGCCCCAAUCGUUGAUACAACGACUGAAAUGAUAUGGAAACCGAUCGAUGCUUUUACCUAAAAUGAAGAAUUGAAAGAUGAAACCCUGGAUGUACCUGCAGUGCACGUCGCGAAGAAUAGAAUUCUUUUGUGUGUAUGAUGCAAAUACUAAUUGAAAAAAUACCACUCGUGUGGGACUUUGCUGGCGCAGUGCCGCAGUGAUCAGACCAAAUGCCUUUUGUGCAUGGGUUUCAUUCUCGCUACGGACUCGUGUGGAAAGAGUCAGUCAACGCUCUGCUCAAAGUCGUGGGAUUUCUCUGGGUACUCUGCUUUGCACCCACAAGGAAAGUUGACAGAGUGGGUCUGGAAAAACAGUUAAGAAUAAGCAAUUGUGAUAUUAUUUUCUUAAUAAGAAAGUAUGGAAUUAAAUCAACGCAAUACUUGAUUGUAAAGCGUAUUUGAUCAUAUCCAAAGAAUUGAAGGAGUUGAAGGAUACUUCUAUUUUGGCAUAGACUCAAGAGUCUUGAUAUAAUUUGCCUUUGACAGCUGGGGAAUCAUCUCACUAUAAUUAUCUUAGCAAGGUUUAUUUUUUAUCUCUAUACUUACAUAAAUUGUUGGUGUGGUAGUCACGCCGGAGAGAACACACAACACUCCAGGAAUAGCGUACUAUUUGGAAAGAAAAAAAGUAUACAUUUCAUCUUGAUUUUCUUCUAAUACUACACCAAGACUGUAAUGUAAAGAGAUGAUAAACAUUAUACUCUAAUUAAUUCAAAAGCGCGGCGAUUCUUUCAUGGCAGGUGUUUCCAAUAUACACAUUUCAGCUAAAUCUAAUCUUACCGCGCACAUACAAAUUUUUCUUUCGUACGUUUUUUGUCAUGGUUUAACGUCAUAAAUAUGCAUAUAUACUUUAAAAACUACUAUACAGUCAACUCGUCCAUGGUAGUUAUUUAUUUGAUUUACGAAUCAUUACAUCCUCUAUACUAGUCAAUCCUUGACAAUGAACUCUUUUGAGGUGCUUUUUUUGCUGCGAUAAAGUUGAAAUCUUUUGGCAGAUCAAAGCGAUUUUGCUAUAUAGACUAAAUUAUAACAUACAUUUCACAAUAGGCCCGAUUUUAAGAUAUAUUCCGCAAUAUUAAUAGACAGAUGGCAAUACCGGCAUGAAUAUAGUAUUAUUCUAUAGUAAAAUAUAAUUAUCUUGAAUCAUAUGCUCUUUUAAAAAUUUUUAAAAUUUUCCGAAAUGACAAGAGAAACUUUUUUGAUUAGUUCUGUUGUAUUUAGAGAAUUUGAAGUUUCAUAGAUUAUGUUCAAAGCUUUGCCUUUUUCAGGAAGCGAAUAAAAUUCUCAUUUUAUAGUUAUAUAUGUCUUGCUCAAUCUAAAAACAAAACAGAUGUCAAUUUUCAUAUGUCAGGCCUGAAUGAGAGAAAAUUUCAUAAACGUUAUUAGAUAUUAAUAAAAAAAGAUUACAUAUUAUGCAGGACAAAUAGUCGUACACGGUGUACUACUUACGUAUAAAUAAAACAAAGAAUACCACUCGGUUCCUGCGCCAUCAGAAUAUUUGUGGAGGACAAUUUUCGUACAUAUUACAAACGUCAGAGAUAGGAGUAGUUCUAACACUCCAAUGAUGACAAAAUACAGCCGUGAUCCUGUGAGGUCAACCAUAGUCUAUCUCGCGUUAUAGACCUUUUCACUGAGGACGAGAACAACGCUCAUAAUGAAUGCAAUUGACAUGUGCUGAUGUGCAGGAAAAAAAGUGAGAUUUAUUUUCACAUGUCAUCUGAUUAGCGCAUUAAUCUGAAUAUGCUGAUUUAUAUGGAGUCAUUAUAUUUUAAUGUAAUAUUUCAUUGGAAGGAAGAGAAUACUGUAAAUGCGUAUUGUAAUUGAUACAAAACCGUUAAUAUUUGUAAUAUUGUCCAUUUCCACACUCGAUUGGUCAGUUUUUCACGCUAAAUUCAGUUGAUAUAGUUGAUUGAUCAAAGUAGUUUUGGUCGAAAUUAAAUAUUGACAGUACAUUACAUUUAAAUUAUAUUUAAAUAUACGCCCAAUUAGAAUUCGGCGAAGGCAAGUGGUUGAAUAUCUGAUGCAGUACGGACACAGAUGCUGUAUAUAGCUUGUCUGGAUUAGAACAAUUAGUUUCUUGAGAAAAAUGAAGUUAUGCUUCAAGUGCCUUCACAGCCCAUUAUUUCCCUUUGUUUGUUUUUUCCUGAAUAAGUAAUCAGGAGUCUGUUCAAGUACCUAAUCUAAGCCCCCUCCCUGGGGCAGCUUUUUUUUCCCAAUGGUUCUAUUGCCUGGGGGCUUAUUGGAGGUGGGGGUUAAAGACGAAACGGAGAAUUCUGGCUAUUUUAGCUUUUUUCGAUUCACGAUUUGGCCAAUUUAGACAAUCUUCCUAGGCUCCCUGUGUUUUUCUCUGUCGGACAUGUCAUUAUUUUUCGUCUUUUUAUUCUUUUUGGAUUUAUAUAAAACAGAAAUGGCAUACUAAAAUACGUAAAAACACGGCGUGAUAUCCAGUUUGUACAAAAUACUAAAAUAUCUUGCUUCAAUGGUGUAAAAUGCGAGAAUAGAGCGAUAAAGUCGGGGGUCAAGUGUGACAAAUCAAGUAUGCCAACAAAGUGACCCAUGUUGUCAUAAUUUUAAACUUGCUUAGAAGGUAAGAUUUCACUUGAAUUUUCAUCACUUGUGUUCUUUUCAUUAUAUGUGUUUGCUUUUGGAAUAUUGGGUAACUGGGAAAAUGUUUUAAAUUUCUACUGCUAACCAGCUAACAAUAAAUUGAUGAGUAUUGUGUAAAUAUUAUGAUAUUGAUCGUGUCUUGUGCAAUCUAUUGUGACAUGGGAAGACGUUUUUUUGAAGGAUAUUGAAAAAUCCUUUGGUUUUUACAUGAGCUAUACAUGCCUUUGACCUUUUAACAUUCGCACUUAAAGAAUAUGUGUUGUAGACUUUGAGAUGUAAAUUCUCUAGAAAAGUUGAGGUCCAGUGUGGGGAGUCUCUAUUGUCAAAUGAUUUCUGUUUUUCUUAAAACUAGCAUAAUAAAACCCUUUAGUCAUAUAACUUGUGUGCCUCUGAAGAUUAACCAUUAAUGUCCAAUAGGCCUCUCAUGAUGGAUAAUAAUAUCUGGUAUUAGACAGAAUAUAAUAUAACAGAGACGGCUGCCUAAUUGGUCAAUACAAAAACUAUGUAAAUAAUAAAUCAAAAAUAGUUCAGUAAUCAAUGUAAAUACAGCAUCUGUACAUUAGAAAUCUUUUUUUUCUUUUAAAGAAAUUAUUCUUGCACAUCAAAAUAUAUAAAUCAAAGACAGAAAGCAACAUGACAGCAAACGGUUCAGGUUUAGACAGGUUUUUAAGCAAAAUUACUGCAGAUGUUGUAAGAGCGGGAAUUGAAAAGGUGUCAUAUACGGAUGUUGAAAUAGAUGAUGAAGAUUCUCUCUUAGGACAAUUGAAUGAUGAUUUGUUUAAAGAUUCUGUUAUAGAAACUAGUUGUGGCAUGCAAUUUCCUGACUUGCCCGAAAUCAAACCUGAGGACAUUUCAAAUGCAUAUGUCCAUGAAAGAUGUUGUAUCCUUGUAGAAGACACAAUUAUUGAAGUUUAUGAUGAAUUGCGAAGGAUAUUUGACUUAAAUGAUCAAAAAAUGUCAAAUGAUACUGAAUCUUCAAAAAAGAAACUUCUGGUACUUGAUUGUAUAAAGGAUUCUGAUCGCUUACAAGCAUAUUUCCAGAAGUUGUCCCUAAGCAUCAUUCAAAAUGCAUUGGAGAAGAUAGUUGAGGACAGUAAACAUGUGGAACCUUAUUUGGUUUCUGAUAUAAAAAGUGAUAUUGAAAUUGAUGCUCAACAAGGAAGUGAGUCGAAUAUUGAGAAAAAUUUGGAUAAUAAUAUUGACAACACUGCUCAUGAUCUUGAAAUUAAUUCUCAACAUGAAAACAGUUUUAAGAAUGACAAUCCAUCUGUGAGGGAUAAUUCCCAAGUUGAUUCUGUUGUUCAAAAUGAAGAUUCCAAUAUAGAUUCUGGGCAAACAGGUAGCACGUCGGGAAGUUUAGGUUUCACUACUGCGAAUUCUACAAUGUAUCAAACAGAACACAAUGGAAGUUUUAAUGGACAAUCUAGCAAUGAAGACAGUUUCUUUAGUGCAAAGAAUUCAACCCAGGGAAAUGGUGAACAUACAACAGCUGAUUCUGCGAUGUUUACAACUGCUGAUGAUUUUAAAGAAAAUUCCAGUAUAUUUCUGAGUUUUGAUUCACCACAAGAUUCCACCAUUAUGAUGCAAAGUCCUCCAGGGAGGAUUGACAGUUCAGACAUUGACAUAACACUGACAUCUGGCCCUCGUCAGAGCACACCACUUGUUGAUGACAAGGACAACAACCAUGAAACAACUUUGUCUUCUGCUGAAGCAUCAAACAUACUUCCCGAGGGCUUACAACAUGGAGGCAAUGACGCUGGCCCUCAUCAGAGCACACCAUUCAAGGAUGACAAUCAUGAAACAACUUUGUCUUCUGCAGACAAACUUUCUGACGACUUACAACAUGAUGUGACAGAAUAUCAGAGGACGCUGCAGGAGUUGUCUGGGGAUGAGUCGUCAUUUGGUGAUCCCUCUAGUCCUAGGACAUUGUCUCGUCAAUCAAGUGCAUUUGGAAAUGUGACGCUGGAAUUUGAUACUGACUGGGAAGCCAGCAUGAAGGGAAUGCAAGAGGAGACUGGGAUAAAGUCAAGAUCUGAAGGUAAGAAUGAAGCAGUGUCUUCACUAUUGCUACUGUAUGUUUGCAGACCAUCCAGCCAAUAAUGAGAUCAGUUGAUGAGCCAUCCAGUUUGUCAGACUGUCACUUACUCAGUCCACAAUUGGUCUGUUGGUUGGGUCAGUCCAAGAAAUACUGCUGCUUUUUCUUGACAAGCUUUCUGCUAUCAGAUCAAUAGCCUUCUAUAGGUCUAUGAUAGCUUGUCAAUAAAAUUUGGUAAUAGAGCAUCUCAAACCUAUCUCAUGUCCUGUGCCAUGUGUUUCACAAAUUUUUGUCUAUGUUUUAACUUUUCUUAUAUAUUAUUGUUAGAGAAACACAAAGUUAUCUUGCAUGAGUUAUCAUUUGAAGACCAUGGUCAUCGUCUGAAAGCGCCAGAGUUGCUAUGCCCUGUGUUCUUGGCCGUCCAAGAUGACGAGUUUGGGGAUGAAGAAAGAAAGAAAAAGCAAAGAAUGUCUCAGAGUAUUGACGAUCUUUGUGAAAUGAUAUCUGAAGAUAGCGAUGAUGAUCAAGGUAUAUUAUGUCUAGGUGCUUGUGUCUUCAGCCAGCCCACCAUAUCUAACCCAAAUCCUAAUCAAUGAUUACUUAUACUAAUGCACACAGGUAAACAUUGCCAUACCAUGAAAGUUUCCAAGUCAAAAUGUGGUUCACAGGUUUCUUGACCCAAAAGUCACUAUGCUUUUUAAACCCUUCUGAGUUUGAAAUUUUCUAAGUCAGUAUGUGGCCCCUUAUCCAUAGUUGGCUGAGAAUCCAGGUAACAGAUAUUAUAGUAGAAUUUAUAGUAAACAUAUGGAGUACAUACAAGUGCAGAUAAGGAAUCAAUUACAUAGACAUUCUAACCCAUACCCUAAUGAGAAAGAGAAUGAACUGGACAAAACAUGGCAACAGGAAAAUAAGAAAACAAUUAUGGGAAGGUAACAUUUGCAUUCCCUUCUUUAAUUUAGAUCUCCCUCUGCGGAGGCGGGCAAUGUCCCUUGAGUGUAAAAAACCUCCAUCUAAAGAGCAACGUAAGAAAGCUCCGACAAGGGAAGAACUCAUGGCCGCAUUUGAAGAACUGCAGCAUGAAAUUAUGGAAGAGAAAGAAUUGGAAGAGGAGGGUACAAAUGAGCAGGAUGAGGAGCAGAAGGGGACACCAGCUGGAGAAAUAAUGGAUAACCAGGAACAUGGAUUAGAUGAUCCAUUGAGGUGGCACACUGUUGUUUUUAAUGGACAACACAAAGUGAUUGAUUUGAAAUUGCUUGAACCUUUCCUCAAGGUUCUUACACAUGGAGGUAAGAAUUCAUUCAAAACCCAUUGCUGGAAAAUUAAAUUUUCUCCAUGUGUGUCUAGAUUCACAAUGUAUCCCAUGUAGUUAGGCAAACUGGCAUGUGUGGGUGUAAAUGGAGCCAACAGAUGCAUUUUUUAGUCAAGACAAACCAGAGACGGAUUUUCAUAUUUUCGUUCAGGGGGGUGGAUAAAUGAAAAAGUUUAACAAAAUUUGUUUCUAGGCCUGCAUGGCAAGAUCUGAGACCAUAAUAUUGGUAAUUUUACAAAUUUAGUAGUAAGAAUAAUCAAAUAUGAAACUAUUAAAUCAAAAUAUAUAUAAUUUGCGGGGUACAAAAAAUUUUUGGGGCGGCGCCAAAUGCCUCUAGGGGGGUGCCAAUCAUUUCCGGAGGGGGGGGGGUGUACGUGCCUGAGACAAACUGCAAUCGUCUAUGUGUAUAAGAGUACAAGAUGUUGUUACCUCUAGGUUAUCACCAUGAAGGUGACAAGAAGACAGUGAUUGUGGUUCUCACAGCUUGUAACUUACCAAACAAGAAGAUGAAAAGAUAUCCGUUUUUGAUGGAACAACUUUUCUUGUAAGUUUUUCAGUUUCAGUUUUAAUAUUGGAAAUAACUUCCACUCCAGAUGAAAUGGAUCUUUGAAAAGGUACAUAGAUCUUAGAUUCAGUGUUCUCUCUUGUAGUUUCAUAAUCAGUACGAUGGACCUGCUAGUUACAUCUGAGGAAUAUAUCUUUGUUUAUUUCCACGGAGGAACCAGCAAGAAUCAGUCACCUAGUUUCUCAUGGUUAAAGAAAUAUUACCAAUACAUUGAUCACAGGUAACAGUGAUAUUUAUUAAUAUAUUCAAAUGAUGGGAGUCAUCUUCAGACAAGAUGUAAUAGAGUCCCAUGUUAGGAUGGCUGCUGUUCUUUCAAACAUUGCAGGUUUUCUCAGAACCUUAGCCAGAAGUGUUGAGCUUUAAUCCCACUGGUAAUUUGUGUUAUAAUUUAGAUUACGAAAGAGCGUCACUAAAGUGUAUGUCGUCCAUCCUAAUCUUUGGCUAAAAAGUGUCUUCCGGCUUUGUCGUCCAUUCUUAAGGUAA